Molecule: messenger RNA, 9257 nt
Organism: Bemisia tabaci
Lineage: Eukaryota; Metazoa; Arthropoda; Insecta; Hemiptera; Aleyrodidae
Source: RefSeq, a predicted model, not a curated record
ACAACACACCCGUCUCGAACGUUUGUUUGUGAGUUGUGACUCAUCUUGAGCUUUUUUAUGGCAUUUCGCAAACUUUUUCCGCGAUAAUCGUCUUUCACUGUGUUGGCAUUUUUCUUGUUCGAGUUAUUACCAAAGAUCAGUCGCCCUUUCAGUUCCUUAUCCCUUAGUUUCAGUGCUGUUAUUCUCACGGACUGAGAUCGUAUCUAUCAACCCCUAUCAGCUCUCGGACCCAUUUUGUAACUGAUAUUGAGGGUUUUUUUCUUUGUUACGUCAAUUAAUACGUUAGUAAUUUGCUGAAAUCAGAGAUAAUGUGCUAGCCGCUUUUAAUCAGAACCAAUCGUCCCCCCCUUUCCUUCAGCUUCCUUUCUCUCCGUGAUUCGUGGGUGAUAGUGAAUUCCAGCCUGUCAGUGUGAAAGUUGUACCCAUCUUCCUAGUAACGAGAUGCCCUUUGGUCACAUUUUCCAUAAAUAAUGGCACUGCUCAGAAACUUGCAGUAGUAUGAACCAAAUGGCUUGAUUAUUCUAGCGGAAGUCCAAUCAAUCGCAGCAGAAUAUCCUGUUGGAUCGGUCGAAGAAGCCGGAGUUGACGAGUGCGAGGGAGCGGAAGCACUCGAGCAUCAUGACGCUGUGGAAGCAGAUCCGGGUGCUCCACUACCGGAACAUGUGCAUCCGGCGGCACCACUGGCUGGCGGCCCUCUUCGAGAUCGCCAUCCCGACGCUUAUCUUCGGCCUCGUCACCAAAGUCGCCGUCCAGCACAACAAGACCUUCCACUUCGAGAGCAACGAGACCAUCUACCCGGUCCAACCCGAAAGCGACAUCCUGACCCAUGGACUCACACAUUUCCCCUUCUUGGACCUCACCUUCGCCCCCAACAACAGCGCAACCAAGAGGAUCGUCGAUAAAAUGGUCGAGGUCAUCAAGGACAACCAUAAGCACAGUGUGAUCGAGAUUAAAACUCAUGGCGUCGACAGCGAGUCAGCUAUUGUGGAUCGAAUUUUCAAAGUGUAUGGAAACAAGAAUGAUACACCAUUAUUCAUACCUGCCUUUGGGAUUUAUUUCCGGAAUAUCAAUGCAGAUUCCAACGAGAUCCCAAAGCACAUUGAUGUUGUGAUUCGGCCAGUCAAUGAACUUGUUGAUACAAAUGUGUUAGUCAGCACGCCUGGAAGCGAGCGUGAAGGCCGAAGCGCUGCUUAUAUCUGGGGAGGCUCUUUGGCAAUUGAUUGGGCCUUACAGGAUGCGGUGUUAAAGUUGUCUUCAAACAGCGGCUCUACUUUACCGAAGGUCCUAAUUGAAGAAUUUCCUCAGCCUGCAUCGAGUCGUGACGAGUCUGUUUUUGAUCUCAUUUUCAAAUUUCUACCAGCAGCAACCUUGUUUAGUAUGACGCUCAUAUUUCCAUUUUUGUUGAAGAACAUUAUCUCUGAAAAAGAAACAGGUGCAAAGGAGCUGAUGAAAAUGAUGGGUUUGAAAAGUUGGAUGACUUGGGUCGGUUGGUUAAUGGCAGUUCUCAUGACUCAACUCAUCACCCUUGCGAUAGUCACAUUUUUCAUGACAGCCCCCGUUUUUGGGCCUCCAUUGUUGAAAUCAUCACCCACACUUCUGUUUGUCUACUUAUUGCUGUAUGUUUUGGUCGCCAUCUGUUUCUCCUUUGCUCUCUGCCCCAUCUUCAAAAGACCAACUGUUGGAGUUUGUGUCGCUAUGAUUCUGUGGUAUGCAACUGGAUACAAGUUUGAGAUACCAAAUGAUUCACGAUUCAAGAUCUUGAGGUAUGCUUCGUAUCUUUUCCCGAACAUUGCUCUGAAUCGAGGCUGGGCAUCCUUCCAUUACUUUGAACUAAGAGCUGAUGGUGCUCAUUGGUCUGAUUUCUACACGCGGCCAGUAGAUCGAGACACGUCGUCUCUCGCAGUCAUUUUUGGAAGUUUCACUCUUCAAAUUGCCAUCUUUAGCAUUAUCACCUGGUAUCUAGAUGCCGUCAGGCCAGGACCGUAUGGAAUACCAGAAAGUCUUUUAUUCUUCACCAAGAAAUCAUACUGGAGCAACACUGGAGCAUCCAAAGAAUUCGUUGAUGAUGAGAGUGAUCCCAUGCAAAAUAGAAAUUUUGAGCCUGUCUCAAGAGAUCUCAAACCAGGAAUCCAAGUUAGGAAUCUGAAAAAGUCUUUCAAGAACGUAACUGCUGUGAAUAAAGUUUCGGUCAAUUUCUACCAAGGAGAAAUUACUGCCUUACUUGGUCAUAAUGGAGCCGGAAAAACUACUACUAUGUCAAUGCUGACAGGUAUGAUUCCAGCAGACUCGGGCAAAGUAAUCGUUGAUGACUACAACAUCUUUGACAACAUUUCACAGUUCCGCGAGAACCUCGGUCUUUGUCCUCAGCACAAUCUUCUUUUCAACUACCUAAAUGUGCUGGAACAUCUUAUCUUCUUCGGAUUGCUGAAAGGGUUAUCAAAAAAACAAGCUUAUUCAGAAGCGUUGAAUCUGAUGGAACUGCAGAAUAUCAGUAGCAAAAAAUCAGCAAUGAUUGGUCAGCUUUCCGGUGGAAUGAAAAGGAAGCUUUCCUUGGCAAUUGCUUUGAUUGGCAGCCCCAAAAUAUUGAUGUUGGAUGAGCCGACCUCUGGAAUGGACCCUGAAUCUAGAAGAGAAAUGUGGAACCUUCUUUUGAACAUGCGUGGAGAACGGACAAUCAUUCUCACAACACACUUCAUGGAAGAAGCCGACGUUUUGGGAGAUCGGAUUGCUAUUAUGGACCAUGGAGAAAUCAUGUGCUUUGGAACCUCAAUUAUGUUAAAAAAAUUGUAUGGUGCUGGAUAUUACUUGAAUGUACUGAAGCAAAAGAACUUCACCCAGAAUCGUGACUUGAUCACAUCCGCCAUCCAAGAAUUCAUUCCAGAAGCUGAGCUGAGAAGUGAUGAAGGGCCCAAGCUGACCUACAUCUUGCCGACUGAGUCUGUGGACGGAUUUCCCUCCAUGUUCACCAAACUCGAAUCGUUGAAGAACGAGCUGGGGAUCGCUAGUCUUGGUGUGUCUUGCACAACCAUGGAAGAAGUCUUCUUGAAAGUUGGAGAGAUUGCUGCUGAAGAACGAGACUCAGGAGAUAAUGAGAGCUCCAAUUCUCAAGAAAAUUACUCGGCAUUCACCUCACCAGAAGGAGAUUCAGGAAAGUUAAAACUUCAGCCAGCUUUACUUUGUCAGCAGUUCUCGGCUCUUCUGAAUAAGAAACUGAUUUACUCGUAUCGCAGACGCUUCAUGUACCUUAUUUUUGGCAUUGUACCGAUUUUGGCAUCCAUACUGUCAAACUUCUUGCUGAACAGUCAAGAGAUUGGUCCACCACCCAUGCCUGCUUUGGAACUAGACCCGAGUAUUUAUGAUACCAUGCAAAUUUAUUAUCAUUCAAAUGAUUCCAAUCCAUACGCAGCACAGUUGAAAAACCUCGUCCCGCUGCAGACCCCUGUUCAAAUUCCUCCUGACCAAGACACUAACCAAUAUCUUCUGAACUUAGGGAAGGCGGACCUCAAUGAAUACUAUGCGGAAAACUUGUUGGCGUUGCAAGUGAGCAAAACGUCUGUCACGGCAAUGUACAAUCAAAUUGCUAUCCAUUCUCUACCUAUCUCCUUGAAUUUAGCCUACAACCUCUUAUUGAAGAGCGUGGCAAAUAGGACUCUGUCUACCACACUUCAUCCCUUGAGUCUGAAAGUCGUGGAACCCUGUGCAUUGGAGCCUACUUCGAGAGGGGCUUUGUUUGUUUUUUACGCUUUUGCCUGGAUCCAAUUCUUCGGGACAUCGCUCCUCAUUCUGACGGGAUCUCUCAUCGCGUUUCCCAUUGUAGAGCGGCUCAAUAAUGCCAAGCAACUGCAGCUAAUGACAGGCGUGUCACCAGUGAUUUACUGGAUGACAACAUUUAUCGUUGACUACGCUUAUUUCCUCAUCGUCUCCUUCCUCUCAGUCUUUGUAUUCGUUAUCAGUGGAAACUUACUUGCUGAAGCAGGUGUGAUCCUUUGUUUCAUUCUGAUGAUCUCGGGUGUCAGCAACAUUCUAUUUGCGUAUGUCCUCUCUUACUUCAAAAAAUCUUAUGCCUCAUGUUACUCACUGUACCUCAACAUCAACCUAUUUGUCGGAACAUAUGGAGCGAUUAUAGUGUACGCCAUGCUAAAAUUGAAUGGUGCCUCCGGGGAAGCGGUCAUAAACAGGUUUUGGUUGGGCUUAGCAGAUUACAUCUUGAGAUUUUUGCCGCAAUAUCCAUUCCUGAUUGCAUUGAUGACAUUCCUGUGGGCUGCGUUUGAGAACAGCUGGUGCGUUUUGUGCCCCAAUCAACCAUGCACAAAGCUAAACUAUUUCGAAUGGUCAACAAAAAGUGAUAUCGGUCUGAACAACUACCUGCUAACGUUGGCUAUUGACGCAUUGAUUUAUCUGGCAAUAAUUAUUCUGGUCGAACUCGGCUACAUAGAGCAGAUACAAAGGCUAGCUUUCAACAGAAUUUGUGGCACGCACUUCCUCGAUGAAAAUCAUUCAAGUGAGGAUCCAGAUGUCAAUGAAGAAAAAGACAGAGUUGACUCUGCUAAAGAUCAGCCAGUAACAUAUAGAAACUCAGGUUGCGUAAAUAUCGGCAAGGUUAUCAGAGACAUAACAAUCUCAAAGGAUAAUAUUUCUGAUCACCUUCUGAUUGUCGAUAACCUCGUCAAAAAAUUCUCCCGCACCCAUGCUGCUGUAAGAGGAAUAAGCUUCGCCGUAAAGCCAGGGGAAUGUUUUGGUCUGCUAGGAGUCAACGGUGCAGGAAAAACAACCACUUUCCGCAUGAUAACAGGCGACACACUCCCCACCAUUGGUGAUUGUUCUAUUUUCAACUACUUCCUCAGUCAGAAACGGCAGAAAUACUUGUCUAUGAUCGGCUACUGUCCGCAAUUUGAUGGCAUCAACGAAUAUCUGACUGGAAAUGAAAUGCUCGAGACCUUUGCCAAGCUACGUGGCGUUCAUCGUUCAAAGAUUAACCAGCAGAUCAGCAAGUGGCUAUCUACCCUUGGUCUGAACGAGUACAGACAUAAACUAUGUGGAACUUACUCAGGUGGAAACAAGCGGAAGCUUAGCACAGCAAUGGCGCUGAUCGGUGAUCCGAGCCUAGUGGUUUUGGAUGAACCCACAAGUGGUGUGGAUCCCAUCUCCCGUCGUAAAUUGUGGAAUGUUCUUCUGGAGUCACGCAAGCAUGGCCAGGCAAUUGUCUUUACUUCUCAUAGUAUGGACGAGUGUGAAACACUCUGUGAUCGUCUUACAAUAAUGGUAGCUGGAAAGAUGAUGUGUAUCGGCAACGUCGAGUAUCUGAAGCAGAGAUACGCGCAAGGUUAUUCAAUAAUGAUUAAGUUGGGCAAUGCGACUGAAAGCGACCUUCAGGAUUUGAAGGACAUGGUAAUUGAGAAGUUCGGAAAUGAUAUUGUUCUGAAAGAUAAACAUGCUGGGUUGUUGAACUACCACAUCACACAGCCAUCGGUGCCUUUGUCUGAAUUAUUCUCGAGGAUGCAAAGCAUUCGGGAGAGCAUGAAUAUUGUCGAAGAUUACCAAAUCUGUAAUACUACACUGGAGCAAGUUUUUCUGGCAUUUGCUCGGUCAGAAGCCAAGAUAAUCGAGACGUAAUAACGUCUUCAGUUUUGAAAGAUUCUCAUUCUCUAUUUUCUGAUCAGGCUGAUGUGUCCGCAAUGGACUUGUAUUUGUAAACUUACUGUUUUAUUUUUAUAUGAUUAUUUUUUUUAUCUCUUACUGUUUUAUUUUGCAGCAUUUCUUAUGAUUGCCCUCUCUUUUAUUUUCUUCAAUCCCUUUGAAACCCUGAUCCAUGAGAGUAAAGAUUGAGUAAAAUAGGAAUGACCUCUCUCUUAUCAAGUUAGGAGUUUAAUGAGAUUGACUUAAAGACAAAGAGUAAUUUCAAGAUUUGUUGGCUUUGUCUGAAAACUUAAUCUAGCUUUAGUGUUUAUUUUUGAUCAUAGUCAGAGCUAUGGUCAAUGUGGUGCUCCAUGUUUUCUGAAAAGUUAGGAUAUUUAGUCACGCAUAUUUUUUUAGUAAUACGUAAAAAUUUAAGUGUGUGUCAGGAAGGAGCAAUUUGCUCGUGCGUUUGGAGAUAAAUUAGUUACAGAGAGAUGAAUUUUUUUGGAUUUUAUGGUCUUAUUUGAAAGCUUCAUGAAAAUUUUAAUAAUUUUCUCAUUAUGCGGUCGAAAAUGUACUGUAAAUGUCCUCAAACAAGUGGAAGCAGCAUCAGCUUUGAUGGAGAACUACUUUUGUCGGUCAGGAAAAUGAGUUGAGUAAAAUCUAAUUCAUUUGUGUAAAUAUUUGAACAAUCUCACGUACAAACACUUCUUGUUUCAACAGACGUUAGCAUUAUUUAAUGUACCACUAGGAAGGUUUAAAUUGAAGCACUGCACCAUGGCUCUCUCUUCAAAAUUUCAUAUUGAAAAUUUUCAGUUUACUUCAUAAGUGAGAACUUGAUGUUGUCUGGUCCAUCAAUUAUAAUGGUGAAAAAACCAAAAUCUACUCGAGGUACAAGACGUACGGAAUUAGCCUUAGCUAGAUGUACAAUUGAAGGAUUUUUUUUGGAAUUAAAUUUUUUUUGCGUAACAGUUGUAUAAACACAGUGUAUCAGAGAAACAAUCAAAGUUUUGUAAUACCUGAUAUAGGUAAUUUGUCAGUGGUAUAGAUCUAUCGUAAAUGGAUAUAUUGAUUUACAUCUAUUCAAACGUUAAGUUAUGCUUCAUGCUCAUGGGUUGGUUCUAAAAAUGUCUACUAUAUCUGAUGGUGCUUUAAUCCCUAACCUGACUAGUGGUCUAUGUAUUUACCUUUGAACUUCGCUAUUUUCCUUUAAAGAAAGAACUGUUUUACCAAAAACCUGAAAGGUAUUGAACAAGAUAAAAUGUGUAAGAGGGUAAAUGAGUUCGGCAUUAGUCAGAGCAAGCCGAUGAUAGAGAAAGAAAAGCUCGUCAGCACAUCUGCAUGAUCACAGAAAAAUAUGCUUAGUGGCACCAAUUCUAUCUUUUGGUCCGAUUUUAAUGGUUACCUUUCAAAUGUAUGCGUUAUGGUAAUCAUCUGUUUAAAUAUCCUAUUUUGGACCAAACAAUUAAUAUAGUGAAAUAAGUAGAUUUUUUAUAUUUGGUUUCAGUUCCUCUGUAAACUUGGCGCUAUGAAAGCGCCUAUGAUUUAAAGAAAAAAUGCAAGAUAUUCUAGGGUAUUUACUGUCUAACUUUUUACCGUGUUAACCUCUGUAUUACAAAAAGAUGUCUGCAGUGGGCAUUUAUAGGCCCUUGUUAAAUUUUGCAUCACCUUGACUUGAAUUGUUCAUUUCUUCACCGUGAUGCUAUCAAUUCCUUGGUCAGUUAAAAUGUCACUACUUUGUGCCAUUGUCAAUUUUUCCUGCUCGUAACUCUCCACCUAACCAUAUUUCAUUAACUUGCUUUGCAAAAUUUAAAAUACAAUUCUAAUGCUUGAAAUAUGUGGACAAUUUUUUUUUAGGAAAGGAAUUUCUUUUUAGGAAAGGGUGUCUUUACUAAUUAUUAAUAGAAUUACUGUUUCUUACCCUCCUUUUUAUUGAAUGUGUUGACCUCUAUUGUAGAUGAUACGUCUUCUCAUAAUGUGUUACGUAUCGAUGAUGAAACUGUAGAAUAAUGUGCCUUCAUUAGUGAUUUCUCAUGCAGGUUUUACAUUUUUAAUUUUCAAAGAUGAUGAAGACCCUAAAUCAUUUCUGUAUUUUUGUAAUUUAUUCCGCCUUGAUUACUGCAAAAUUGUUCUAGAGAUGAUCCAUUCUAGUAUACCUGAAGACUUACCAAAAAACAGCUCUUUAUUGCUCUUGUAUAGUUGCUACAUUAAGAAAGCUGUAUUAGAAGGAAUUUCAGAAAAUAUUUAUUGUUGUCAAUAAAACAAAAAUAAUUGUUCCCUGAAGUUUCCUUACAGCUUUUUCGUACUUUUUUUUUGAGUUGAACAUCUCUCAAAUAAUUCAGAUUAUUUAGCUAUGUAAAUACAUAUGUUGAUUUGGGCCUUCUGAUAUGAAAUUAAUGUUUCUCAAAUUAGACCUGUUUCAUGUCAGCAGUGAGCUAUCCAAUUUGCCAAGGCAUGGAAUGAUAAAAACAGCACAGUUAGAGAUUUAAGUUUGGUUGCAUGGUUACGGAACUGAUGUGACUGCAGAGUUGAUCCACCUCCUACCACCUCCUUAUCUCCGUAAAACUUUCAUUAUGCUUUGAGAUCCUGCUCUUCUCCCAAAUCCUGCUCUUAUGUGUCCCUUGUGCAUCUCAGCAAGAAAAAUUGUUAGCUUUCAAUUGUAAACCUUACGAUCUAUUGCUGACAGUGGGCUUCCGAAUGAUUUAUCUUAUUUUUCUAACACGUCCCUCUCGACAAAUCGUACUAUACUAUAUUAAUCAGCUUUUUUUACUCAAAUAUAAUCUCUAGUCCAUGGAUACGAAUCUCUCGUUCCCAGGAUGAAAAAAACCAAAACAAUUUGCAAUAUGCUUUGUCCACUUCUUGAAACUUCCUCCAAAUAAGAGUAGCAAACUUGGUUCAGCCAGUCUGACGCAAUAUUAUCAUUCAGUUAAACCUGCUCUAGAGAAACCAAAAAUGAAGUCCUUUUUGACUCCUCUCUAGUUUGUCAAACUUAGUUGGCAGAAGUUCAUUACGAACAUGAAGGUCACGGAUGCAAGAUUUAGUUGCACCAAUAAUUUCAGACAAGACUCUUCACAUUUUAGCACAACAAAGAGUGAUUCCUGCCUCCAAAACUGAAUGUAACAUGUACGUAAAGCACAACUUUCUUUUUUAUGUUCAAUCCCUCUUAAGAGAAGGAACACUUGAUGGAAUGUAACAUAAGAUUAUUUGUCUGAACCUUGAAAAACACGAAAAACGCAGAUUUAAAAUUGUUAUUAUUUAAUUGAGAAUGAGUAUGUCACUUUUUAUGUUUAUUGUUAGUUUGAUAAAUAAAAUUUUACCUUUUGUAUGUUUUAAUUACAUCAUGUAUAUUGUGCCUUUUGAGGCAGAAGGUAAGUUCUUUAACUCCUGUAAAUGUGGCUCCCUGGAAUAACCAUAAGUCCCGAGUAUGCUACAUCCUAAAUAUUUUAACCAAUCUUAUUUUAUUUUACUUAAUUUUGUAAGUUUUUUAUUCUAAGUUUGUCACCAUUUAAUUUUUACUGAUCUUCUCCGAUUUUUCAUACACUAGCAUUCUGUUUUAUAUGCUUUUGUCCAAGAAAUGACUGUAUCUCUAUUUUUUGUGAUAUCAUGAUAUUAUACUAUUAAAUACAUUCAUUUCGUAUGAA